Messenger RNA from Miscanthus lutarioriparius, 1113 nucleotides. NCBI's taxonomy places the organism in Eukaryota, Viridiplantae, Streptophyta, Magnoliopsida, Poales, Poaceae. The record is from the annotation of a GenBank genome assembly.
AUGGGCCGCUACGGGCCCUUCCCUGCCGCCGCCGGGGAUGGCGGGGGCUGCCUGCCCCUGCCGAUUGUAGCGGCUGAGGGCGCGCUGGCUGUCCUGGACGGUGCCAUUGCGACCGCGGCCUUCGUGCAGCUAGCAAGGAUUCACAGGCACAACCAGCUACAAGGAUGGACUCGGCAAAAGAUAUUCCAUUUAAUGAUUGGCCUAUCAAACAUAGUGUUCCUAGUGUAUUUCGUGUCUACCAUCACUGCUACUUGUCAGAGAUGGAUUUGCUGGGUACAUGGAUGUGGAUUUGUUCUCAUGGCUAGUCCACAGAUAUUGCUUCUUGCUUCUUUCCUGUUGCUACUGUCAUUCUGGGUUGACCUGUGUCAUCAGACAAAUGAUGAAGACGAAGAAGACGGAAGGAGUCAGAGUCACCAUGAAGCUUUACUAGACAGAACAAAAGUGAAACCUGGCAUUCGCCCUGUUAAUAUCCGUCAGAGGUGUUGCCCAGGAAUACAACUUGGAAGCCGGCAAAAAAUUGUGAUUUUGGUGCUUGUAUUGUCAUUUGUUGUUAUGUUCGCCUUUACAAUCCUCAUAUGGGUUGGCAGAGGAGAAAAUCCUAUUGAUUCUUCUCUACUGAAAAGGGUUUAUUUGGAUGUAUUUUCAGUAGUAGUUAUUGUUCUUGGUGGUGCUCUGGCAUGUUACGGUGCAGUGUUAUUCUCGAAGAUGAGCAAAGUUCGUUCUGAAACUGUAUCCACUGAGAAGUGGAAGGUUGCCAGUUUAGCUGCUGUCUCACUGAUUUGUUUCUCGUCUUCUGCUAUACUUGCACUUGUGACCAAUGUUCCAGUGCUUUUGUAUUGGUACUCGACAGAUGUAGACAUCAUCAACAAUGCUGUUAUUUUGUUUAUAUAUUACUUCAUAGGCUCGUCAGUGCCAUCAGGAUUUGUGCUAUGGAUCAUGAGAGAGAUGCCUCAUCGGCAGGGAAAGACCAUCAACUUCGCAGGAUCCACAGUGGAGGACAGCUGUCACAUCCUCAAACAAGUGUGCUGGGAGCCUGGGACUUACCAACACGUCAGGGUCGCACUGGCGUCUGCUGGCAUUGUGAUAACUGUUGGGUACAAGAUGAAUCUGUAA